Molecule: messenger RNA, 414 nt
Organism: Chenopodium quinoa (quinoa)
Lineage: Eukaryota; Viridiplantae; Streptophyta; Magnoliopsida; Caryophyllales; Amaranthaceae
Exons: 1
Coding region: 1-414 (137 amino acids)
Source: RefSeq, a predicted model, not a curated record
AUGGGUUCGCAUGAGGCUGACGCAACGAGAGAUGUCAUUACUGGUACAUUUUCUAUAAACUUAAUUCCUGUUAAAAAUCUGUUUGAUUCUGAUGCAAUGAAUUCUUUCAUUUUUAAAGCGAUGCUUCUAAAACUAUCGUAUUGUCUGAAAAAUGUAGAUGACAGAGAUAUUCCUAUAGAACUUCCAACUAGGAGUGUAGUUCAUUGUCCUAGGGUCUAUAAGGAUGUUCCUAUAAAGAUUAAGGGUAAGGAAUUUAUGUCUAACUUGAUUGAAUUUGAACUAGGAGACCUCGAUAUAAUUCUAGGAAUGGAUUGGUUAUGUCGCUAUAAUGGUGAGAUUCGAUGUCAUUCUCUUGAAAACGACUCAGGGAGAGCUUGUAACCCAUUAGAGGCAUGGAAAACAGAGACACACUAA